Symbiodinium natans is the source of this 5991-nucleotide messenger RNA. The record is from the annotation of a GenBank genome assembly. Lineage: Eukaryota; Dinophyceae; Suessiales; Symbiodiniaceae.
AUGGAGAAGGUGAUCUACGAGAUCAUCAACCCCAAGUCGAUUACUAUGGGCGAGCUCUAUGGCGCCUAUGACGAGGCGACGAUGAUGGAAUGGACGGACGGCGUGCUGUCCUCCAUCAUGCGCCGGAUGUGUCAGGACGAGAAGCCAGAUGAGAAGUGGCUGCUGCUGGACGGUCCCGUAGACACGCUGUGGAUCGAGUCCAUGAACACCGUGCUGGACGACAACAAGGUCCUGACCUUGAUCAACGGAGACCGAAUCUCGAUGCCCCCAAUGGUGCGGCUACUCUUCGAAGUCGCCGACCUUUCCCAGGCUUCGCCGGCAACAGUCUCUCGAGCGGGCAUGGUGUAUUUCGACCCUCCCGACCUGGGUUGGGAGCCUUACUUCACCUCGUGGGUGCAGAAGUUUAUCCCGGCGAACCGCCAGGCGGACGUGUCGGCCCUGGCUGAGAAGUGGAUUCCCAAGUGUCUGAAAAUCCGAAAGUCCUGCCAAGAGCUAGCGCCCAUAGUGGACACCAAUGCCGUCAUGUCGCUCACGCGCCUGUAUGAGACCUUUGCCCCCAAGAUCGACAUCGAGGCAUUCGGGGAGAAGUCGGGAGAAGCUUUGGAGAAGCUCUUCGCGUACGCGCUGGUCUGGUCUCUCGGCUCUUCGAUCACGGAGGCCUCGCGACCUGCAUUUGACCAGUGCGUUCGCGAGAUCGAGAACUUCUUUCCGGCUUCGCACCCCAUCUACGACUACAGCUUCAACUUCGAAAAGGCUGACUGGCAAACUUGGGAGGAGAAGCUGCCCAACCCUUUCAAGCCGGGCGAGGACACCCCCUUCCACCGCAUCAUCGUGCCCACGACUGACACCAUCCGCAACAUGUUCAUCCUCAACUCCCUCAAUGGAAAGCACUUCCACAGCUUGCUUGUCGGCGCGACGGGCACGGGCAAGACCAUUGCCGUGCAACAGGCCAUUUCGGAGCUCGAUGACACGGCAUGGACCUCGCUGACCAUCAACAUGUCGGCGAUGACAUCAUCAGGCAAGACCCAGGAGAUCAUCGAGAGCAAGAUCGAGAAGCGCAUCAAGAACAAGUUCGGACCGGCUGGCAACAAGCGCAUGCUCAUGUUCGUGGACGACCUGAACAUGCCCAGGAAGGACACCUUCGGAUCGCAACCACCCCUGGAACUCCUCAGGCAGUGGAUCGAUUACGGCUGCUGGUACGACCGCGUCAAGCAGACGCUGAGGUAUGUCGAGGGCAUCCACAUGGUCUCUGCCAUGGGCCCACCGGGAGGUGGACGAGCCGUCAUCUCCGCGCGGCUGCAGUCUGCGGCAAACAACCUUUGCUUCGUGAAUCCCGCGGACAGCCAGAUCAAGCGCAUCUUCAUGACCUUGGCGAGCAACAAGCUCAACGAGUUCCGCAACGAAGACAUCAAAGCUUUGUCGGAACCAUUGACCAUGACGACCAUCGCCAUCUACAGUCAGAUCAGCGACGGAUUCCUACCUACGCCGGAGAAGUGCCACUACCUCUUCAACCUCCGCGACAUCGCCAAGAUCUUCCAAGGCAUCUACCUCGCAGAUACCAAGGUCCACGAGGAGAAGGAGCAGAUCAUCCGCCUUUGGUACCACGAGUGCUGUCGCGUCUUCAUGGACCGCUUGAUCAACUACGAGGACCGCGAGAAGCUUCGCAGCCUGCUUGACACGGCCAUGGACAACGGCCUCCAGGUCCGCAGCAAAGAGAUUGAUGGCGGCGACCCCGACUUUGUCUUCGCAGCCCUGGACCUGACGAACCCUGAAGCCGAGGAUGCGGUGUACGACUACAUGCAGGAUCGCAAAGGCCUCAAAGCCUUCAUGGAGCAGAAGAACGAGGACUACAACCAAAUGUUCAAGAAGUCACCCAUGUCCUUGGUGAUGUUCAAGGAGGCAGUGGAGAUCUGCUGCAAGAUCUUGCGCAUCCUCAAGCAGCCGCAGGGGAAUGCCUUGCUCAUCGGCGUGGGCGGCUCUGGGCGCCACUGUCAGACUCGUUUGGCCUCGUACCUGGCUUUCUACAAGUGCUUCUCCAUCGAGAUCACCAAGCAGUACAAGCACCAGGCGUUCUUGGAGGACAUGAAGCGACUCUACGAGCUAACGGGCGUGAAGAACCAGAAGCUGACUUUCCUCUUCUCGGACACCGAGAUUGUCGAGGAGAGCUUCCUGGAAGAUGUCGCCAACAUGCUGUCGAGCGGUGAGGUGCCGAAUCUCUUCACCAGUGACGAGCUGGGGACCAUUCGCAGCUCCUUGGAGAAGGCGGCGAAGGAGCAAAAGAUCAACCAGACGGCAGAAGCCAUGUACGAGUUCUUUAUCUCGCGGGUGCGCGAGAACUUGCACAUCGUUUUCUGCCUUUCCUACAUUGGCAACAACUUCCGCGACUACUGCCGCAUGUACCCCUCCUUGGUCAGCUGCACCACAGCCAUUUGGCUGCUGCCCUGGCCUGCUGAGGCACUGACGGAGGUGGCCCUGAAGUUCCUCACGGAAGGUGAGCUGGAGGAACAUCUGCGGGCGCCCGUGGCCGAGAUUUUCGGAUCGGCGCACACGACGGUCAUGCGCUUCUCCACCCGUAUUCACCAGGAGCAGAAGCGCAUGAACUAUGUGACGCCAACCAACUACCUGGAGUUGGUACAGGGCUACAUGGGCAUGCUCAAGGACAAGCAGAAGGAGUUGGGCUCUGCGGCGGACAAGUUGCGAAAUGGUCUCUCGAAGCUCGACGAUGCCCGAGUGCAAGUGGCAGAGAUGAGCGUGGACCUUGAAGAGAAGCAGAAGAUCUGCGACGUCAAGGCAAAAGAGUGCGAGGAGCUGCUGAAAGUCAUCACGGCGGAGCGCUCGAAAGCGGACGCGCAGCAAGCGCAGGUGGAAGCAGAUUCCAUCCGCAUUGAGAAGGAAGCCAAGGAGACGAAGAUCUUAGCCGACGACGCCACCCGAGAUCUGGAGAAGGCCAUGCCUGCUCUCGAUGCGGCGGUGGAUGCACUUGAGAAGCUGGACAAGAAGUCCAUCGCAGAGGUGAAAGCCUACGCGAAGCCGCCUGAGGCGGUGAUGAAGACCAUGUGCGCCGUGAUGACGGUCAUGGAGAAGACGCCCUCAUGGGGCCAAGCAAAGACCGAGCUGAAUGACACGAACUUCCUCGUCCGCAUCAAGACCUUCGACAAGGACAACAUCAAAGACACCACGCUGCGCAAGAUCGAGAAGUUCACCAAAGACGCCAAUUUCACUCCCAAGUUGGUGUCCAACGUCUCCUUGGCGGCAGGCGCCUUGUGUCAGUGGGUUCAUGCCAUGAAGAUCUAUGCCGAGAUCUACCGCGAGGUGGAGCCCAAGAGGAACAAGCUCAAGUCUGCGCAGGAUAAGCUUGAGGCCAAGCAGAAGCAGCUGAGGGAGGCCAACGCUGAGCUCAAGAAAGUGCAAGAGAUGGUCAAGAACUUGAACGACCAGUUCUCCGCCUCCAACAACGAGAAGGAGACCUUGGCGCGCACCGCCGAGGAGCUGAAAAUCAAGCUCGAGCGAGCAGGCAAGCUGGUCGAUGGCCUCGCCGGAGAGAAGGUACGGUGGACUGAGUCUUUGGGAAAGUUCGAUGUCCAGCAAGAGUGCCUCUUUGGCGACUGCCUCAUCUCUGCGGCUUUCAUGAGCUAUGCCGGUCCUUUCGGCGCGCUCUACCGAGAUGAGCUGGUGGGCAGUGAGUGGAUGGCAUCGGUGAAGGAGAAGGAAGUUCCGGUGACGGCGACCUACUCCUUCGCCAGCUUCCUUGCGAAGCCAACGGAAGUGCGCGAGUGGAACCUCCAGAGGCUACCAGCAGACGACUUCAGCACCGAAAACGGCGUCCUGGUGACGAAGAGCCGGCGCUUCCCGCUCAUGAUCGAUCCGCAAAACCAGGCCAACACCUGGGUGCGGAAGAUGGAGGAGUCGCGGCAGCUGAAGGUCUUCGAUCCGAACUCCAAGGACAUCAUGAAGUCUUUGGAGCGGGCCAUUGAGUUCGGAUCCCCGGUGUUGUUGGAGAACGUGGCAGAGGAGCUGGACCCAUCACUUGAGCCGAUCCUCGCCAAGAACAUCAUCGACAGCGGCGGAGGCAGUCUCUCCAUCAAGGUGGGCGACAACGUCUUGGACUACAAUCCUCAGUUCAUGUUCUACAUCACCACGAAGUUGUCCAAUCCGCACUACACCCCCGAGGUCUCCACCAAGACGACCAUCGUGAACUUCAUCGUGGUGCUGGAUGGCCUCACAAACCAGCUGCUGGGCGUCAUUGUCCGCAGCGAGGACCCACGACUCGAGGAGGAGAAGAACAAGCUUGUCUUCCAGGUGGCCAAAGGCAGGAACCGCUUGGUAGAGCUGGAGAACGACAUUCUGAGACUCCUCGCCGAGACAAAGGGCUCCCUGCUGGACGACUUGAGCUUGAUCGACACCCUGCAGGAGUCAAAGGUCAUCAGUACACAGACCACUGAGCAGGUGGCCAUUGCCGAGCAGACCAUGAUCAAGAUCGACGCGGCGAGAGAGAACUACCGCCCCGCUGGACUGCGUUCUGCCGUGCUCUACUUCGUCUUGAACGAUCUUGUGGCCAUCGACCCCAUGUACCAGUUUGCCCUGGCAGCCUACGAGACCCUCUACGUGCAGAGCAUCGAGAAGAGCGCUGAGAAGAAGAUCUCUGUGGGAGGCGUGGAGGAGCGCAUAGAGGACCUCAAUGCAUUCCACGCCCUUGCAGUCUACAAGUACGGCUGCCGCGCCAUCUUCGAGCGCCACAAGCUUCUGCUGUCCCUCCACCUCUGUGCGCAAGUCUUGAAGUACUCCAACGACCUGAACGAGACGGAAUUCUCAUUCUUCCUCUUUGGUGGACAAGUCUUCGACCGGUCUGGACAAGCUGCGAACCCCUCGCCCGACUGGAUCAAUCAGAGCAUGUGGGACAACAUCGUCGAGGCAGACGCGAAGCUCGAAUCUUUCAAAGGCUUUCAGACGUCCCUGGAGCAGUCGCUGCGCGAUUGGAAGAAGUGGUACUCCGGCGCGGAACCCGAGAGGGAUGCCUUGCCUGGUGAGUGGCAGGAGCGUCUCGACCCUCUGCAGAAGCUGAUCAUCGUACGUUGCAUCCGCCCUGACCGUGUGCUUCCGGCCGUGCAGGUCUUUGUGGCGCUGAAGCUGGAUCAGAAGUUCGUGGAGCCGCCACCGCUGGACCUAGAAGCGAUCUACGACGAAUCGAGCUGUACGACGCCACUCCUGUUCGUCCUCACACCUGGCAUGGAUCCUACAUCGCAGCUUAGGGCCCUGGCCGUCGCGCGUGGAUUGCAAUGGCAGACGAUUUCUCUGGGACAGGGCCAGGAACCGAAAGCCAAGAAGAUGAUGAUCGAUGGCGCCGAAAAGGGCUUCUGGGUGCUACUGGCAAAUUGCCAUCUCUGUGUGCAUUGGCUUCCCUCUCUAGAGAAGCUGAUCGAAAAGACCUUUGACGAGGGGCCGCACGAGAAGUUCCGCAUCUUCCUGUCAUCCUCGCCGACUCCAAAGUUCCCCAUUCAGCUCCUGCAGAACUGCAUCAAGAUGACCACGGAACCUCCAAAGGGGCUGAAAGCCAACCUUGUGCGGCUGUUGCAGAACACCGCAGAGGAGUCCUACAACCGUGUCAAAGAGGUGCAGAAGUAUCGCCGGCUCUUCUUCUCUCUGUGUUGGUUCCAUGCAAUUCUCCUGGAGCGGAAGAAGUUCAAGAUGCUGGGAUGGAACAUCGGCUACGACUUCAACGACUCAGACUUCGACAUCUGUGAGAACAUCCUGGCCAUGUAUCUGGACGAGAAUCCCACGGAGAUCCCUUGGGAUGCCAUCCGCUACCUCAUCGCCGAGGCCAACUAUGGCGGCCGAGUCACUGAGCACCCGGAUAACCGCAUUUUGAGGUCUUACGUCAACGAGUUCUUCUGCCCGGCAGCCUUGCAGCCAAAGUUCCAGCUCUCUUCCCUGCCCACGUACUUCAUUCCGGAGGCCGGUGCCGCCAAUUGGGGUUUAGGGUUUAGGGUUUAG